Messenger RNA from Cylicocyclus nassatus, 439 nucleotides. The record is from the annotation of a GenBank genome assembly. Lineage: Eukaryota; Metazoa; Nematoda; Chromadorea; Rhabditida; Strongylidae.
GCUCGCAAUCUUUACUGCCACCAAGUGCUAAAACUGUUCUCAGCCCCAUGUCGUCACCAACAAGCUACGUUAUGUACCUCAUAUUGCGUCGUGACUUGAUGUCUUCACUCGGCUGGCCACUAGGAGCCGUCUGCACUCAAGCUGCUCAUGCAGCAUCAGCCGUCAUGUGGCUGUACAGAAAUGAUCCAAAUGUUAUAGAAUACACGAAAGAAAUAGAUUCAAUGCAUAAAGUCACAUUAGGGGUGGAUUCUGAAGAAGAACUGAGGAAAGUAGAGGAGCGAUUAAAAGGCAAGGAGCUGGACUUCAAGACAUGGAUCGAGGAUGGCUUUCCUGUCUGCAUUGCACUGAAGCCUUAUCCGAAAGAUCAAGUGAAGAAUGCCGUGAAAGGGCUAAAACUUUUUUGAUUAUGAUCUUCAAAAGCUGUUAUGUCCUCCCUUGU